This is a messenger RNA of Branchiostoma floridae (Florida lancelet), 1215 nucleotides long. Its product is annotated as CD63 antigen-like. The record is from RefSeq and is a predicted model, not a curated record. Gene Ontology annotation, cellular component: membrane. The transcript is spliced from 7 exons. Lineage: Eukaryota; Metazoa; Chordata; Leptocardii; Amphioxiformes; Branchiostomatidae. Gene Ontology annotation, biological process: protein maturation; regulation of vascular endothelial growth factor signaling pathway; protein localization to plasma membrane. Bases 173 to 1012 code for a protein of 279 amino acids.
AGUGAACGUUAAGAUAUUAGAUUAUUUUCAAAACCAGUGGCGUCAUAGCUUCUUCUCUGCCCUUUUAACUCGCAAGUCUUUGAACGAAUGGUUCCAUAAUUUCCCGAGUAGAACCUCCAAAAGAGACAUUUUCUCGUCCGAAACAUUGCCGACGUGUGUAGGUAGAAAUGUGAUGGACAGUGUGGACUUUUCGCCUCCACUGAGAUCAAGACAAGACUCCAAAAUGGGGCUGGAGCAGCUCGGACUCGGGCACCAGAUGAUGAGGUAUUGCCUCAUCGCGUUCAACAUCGUCUUCUUUGUGGCAGGUUUCGGGUUGAUGGUUGUGGCGGCCGCUGGCCUGACGUGGAUGGAUGGAGUGUUUGACUUCAGCAGGUCCGACAUUCCGGUGUCGCAGAUUCUCCUCCUCGUGGUGGGCCUCAUCAUCUGCGUGGUGACCGUGGUCGGGUGUUACGGAGCCGAGAAGGACAAUGUUUAUCUUCUGAAAGCGUAUGCUGGAUUCUUGAUAAUACUUCUACUACUGACACUCAUCGGAGGGAUACUGGCAUUCAAGAUGAAAAACCAAAUCCGGUCCAGAAUACAGGAAGACCUCAUGGAUUUCCUGAAGGGCUGGAAUCCUGCAAACAGGAAAGCUUUCGACCUCGCACAGAAAAAGCUGCAGUGUUGCGGAGUCGACAACUACACGGAGUGGGAGAACUCCGGGUUCCCGCAGCAGAGCUCGAACGGCAGCAGCACGCUGAGUGUCCCCGGGUCGUGCUGCAUCCGAGCGCUGGUCGAGUUCGACUUGGCCGCUCCGAACGACACGUGCGGAGCCAACCUGGGGAACGGUACAACUGUAGCACAGAAAAUCAACACGGAGGGGUGUCUGAACAAGCUGGAAAGUGGCGUGAAAAGUCACAUCGCGACGGUGGCAGUGCUGGGAAUUCUCUUAUUAUUUGUCCAGGUUAUUGGGAUCAUCUUCGCCUGCCUCUUGGCCAGAGGGAUCCAGAACUACCAGUAUUCUCUCAUAGCGUAGUCAAGAAAAAACUUCAGCAUAACAGUAACAGUGCUAAAAUUAUAUCAUUAGCUGGUCGUUCUUUAAUUACGUUUCUUUCUCGUGUGGGUUAGGGCUAGUAAACUGAUUUUAAAGGAUAAAAUAGAUGAGCUUUGUAGCUUUAUUCCCGUUGUGCAUAAUGUGCCGGUAAGGUGUUAGAUAACCAAAGAUCACCAUCCCACUCA